Messenger RNA from Wyeomyia smithii (pitcher-plant mosquito), 6162 nucleotides. RefSeq lists its product as uncharacterized. The coding region runs from base 244 to 4440 and encodes 1398 amino acids. Gene Ontology annotation, cellular component: cytoplasm. Gene Ontology annotation, biological process: microtubule cytoskeleton organization; intracellular signal transduction; protein phosphorylation. Lineage: Eukaryota; Metazoa; Arthropoda; Insecta; Diptera; Culicidae. The record is from RefSeq and is a predicted model, not a curated record. The transcript is spliced from 6 exons. Gene Ontology annotation, molecular function: tau-protein kinase activity; ATP binding; protein serine/threonine kinase activity.
AAUGGGCCUACGAUAGUAACGUGUCGCCAUCUUGCAUGUAUUUGAGUGAAUCUCUACUCUUCCAAUAGGAAUCAACCAGUCUGCUCUUGCAUGCUGCUGUCGUCACGAAUCUUUUUCGCUAGUGGUUUUUGCAUCUGAAAAAUACCAUUGUUGAAGUGUGAAUUCGUGCAAGUGAUGGCAUAAAACGUGAAUAGAGGAAAUUACUAUCCAUCGUGCAGGAAACAUGUGAAUAAGGUGUUCAAAAUGAAUGAAAACUACGCGGCUGCUGCGGCCGCACAACAAAUGCCAUUUGAAAAACUUGUGCGUGUUGGAUAUUACGAACUGGAUAAAACCAUCGGGAAAGGGAAUUUCGCUGUGGUAAAACUGGCCUCCAAUGUGAUAACCAACUCGAAGGUUGCAAUUAAAAUAAUCGAUAAAACAUGUCUCGACGAGGAGAACCUGGCGAAAACAUUUCGCGAAAUUUCAAUACUGAAGGUGUUACAUCAUCCGCACAUUACACGAUUAUACGAGGUCAUGGAAUCACGCAACAAAAUCUAUCUGGUAACGGAGCACGCCGCACGGGGUGAGAUAUUCGAUCACCUGGUUGCGAAUGGCCGCAUGAAGGAGGAAGAGGCGGCGCGGAUUUUCUCGCAAAUAAUCUCCGCAGUGGAUUAUUGUCACUGCAAAGGCAUCGUACAUCGCGAUCUGAAAGCGGAAAAUGUUCUGCUGGACAACGAGAUGAACGUUAAAUUAGCCGACUUUGGCUUCAGCAAUACAUUUACCGAAGGCACUCCCUUGCGGACCUGGUGCGGGUCGCCACCGUAUGCAGCCCCGGAGGUUUUUCAAGGAGUGGAGUAUGACGGUCCCCGGUCGGACAUAUGGAGCCUUGGAGUAGUUCUGUAUGUGCUAGUAUGCGGUGCACUUCCGUUCGAUGGUGCUACUCUUCACGAUUUGCGAAGCGUCGUUGUAGCUGGCAAGUUUAGAAUUCCAUUUUUUAUGUCGCAAGAAUGUGAGCACCUGAUAAGGCACAUGCUGGUUGUCGAGCCAGAAAAACGGUACACGCUAAAACAGAUUGCGCAUCACAAAUGGUUGGAAAUGUACAACACUAUUCCUAUACUUGAAACUGGCUCGUAUCAGCAAACCGAAAGCGCAAAUUUGGACACAAUCGUUAUGACUCAUAUGCUGCAGCUUCCUGGUCUUACUGCCGACAUGAUCGCACAGUCAGUCCAUGAGAAUCGCUUUGAUCAUAUUUAUGCAAUUUAUUAUCUCCUUGUAGAUAAACUGAAGCAAAAGCGAAAAGAAAAAAGCCGGUUGCAGCAUCACGCUAGUUUAGCGUAUUCGCGGUCGCGUAAGACUAGUAUCACAACCGGUGUUGUAGAUCGAACCGAAGUAAUUAAGAAUGAUUCUCUGGAGCGGCUCAGUCCACUGACUAGUACCGGUUCUCCGAUUCUCAAUAUGUCCGCUGGAAUUGCAGCAACAGAUGAGCUGGAAAAGUAUGAACUUGACUCUGCAAACAUCGCAAGAACACCUGAGUCUACGGAUCAUCUGUUCCCGCCUACUUGUGCAAACACUUCGGCCAACACACGACGGCACACUGUUGGCCCAGGGGAUGUUGCUCACGAACAAGCGUUGGCCAAUCCAAACGCACCGAUCAAUUUCAAAGUUGGACCAGCGGAACUGCAACCUCCAACCCAAAACGUUCCCAUCAAUAUUCCGAUGCUACAAAAUCAACCAGUUCAUAAUCUCACUAUCAAGGAUCAGCAUCUGUUGAAACCACCCACCGUCAUGGGUGCAAGUGCAUUCGGCAGACGGGCUUCUGAUGGAGGCGCUAAUUUACACAUUUACUACCCAACGUCAGGCAACUUUAAUGAUCAACCGGCGAGCGGUGAAGUGAUGUACGGCAAUCAGGCAGCACAUGUCAUGAUUCCAACGGGUGAUCACCCGAUGCCCGCGGUCCCCGGGACCGAAGUACCGGAUGAUUCCAGUGAUGAAAUACAAAGGUACAUGCACGGGAGAGGCUGUUCCAAGCGGCACACCGUAGGAUGUACGGAUGAUUUGUCUGGUAGUAACGGAGCACCUAUGGAACCUCCCCAAGCACACUCUCCUGCACCAACCACAGCGGGGACUUCCGGUGGAGGUCGCACACGAAGAACAGGCCUGCUAACGGUUAUGGAGAGACCACCAGUGAUUAGUCCUGAUUUGAUACGUGAAGUAGAGGCACGAAUGAAUCGCAACUAUCUACCUCCAUCGCUAAUGAGCACACCGCCAACGACGGCGCCACUGCUGCCAGCGCACAUGUCCGGAAUCGGAGUAAGCGGUCCCUCCGCGGUCACAUUGGGAGGUGUGCCAAGCAUACAGUCUGGUAGACCAAAUUCACUGACUCCAAUGAUGGGAGGAUUCGGGCUACCGGCGGGACUAGAGCAAAAUCCUCCACCGCCAGCGCCUGGUCCUUCCUUGCAAUCUACCUCGGCACAAUCAAUUGCCACUUCCAAUGCACUGCAGAAUGUGUGUAGUAGACGCUUUGCUAGAACAUGUAAACUGCCUACCGUUCAGGAGUUUGGUCGCUACAGUCCCGUUCGGAGAGCAUCGGAAGGCUCCAAAAUCAACACACAAUUCCAAGGACCAUUCCAAGAGUGCCAGCAGCUGCAAAAGGGUCUCAAUGCUGGCACUCAACAACGAAAUCUGCUAAUCACACCAAGUCCCCCACUAGCGGAUAACUCGGUAAGCCUACCAGGUUCCCCAAUGCACUGCAAACCUUUCGAUGAGAGGUCUCAGCAAGAUAUUCAGCUGCCCCUGGACAUGGUGCUCUCGUUGAUACCUGGCCUGGAAAAGUUGGUGCUCGAAAAACGCAUUCAAAUCGAGACCGCCAAAAAUAUCAUAAGCACACGAACGUUACCGUACGAAGUAAGGCAGCAGUUGGGAUUGUUUGCCCACUCGGUUGCACCGGACCUAGGUUACACUUUGCAGCAGCAGCUACAGCACAGUCAGAGCGUUUCUCCACUUACUGCACGGCCAGCAACUUUGCAGCCUAACAACCUUGCUGGAAGCAGUAUCGUUACUCCCAACUUUGGUUUUUACGGUGGCCUGCCUUAUUCCCCCUUUGGAGCCCCUGGAGUGUACCCAGGAAUCAACUUUGCUGGCAGCAGCAGUAACAGUGGUUGUCCUUCACCAGUAUACUACAGCGAAUGUCCAUCGCCUAUCCUACCUGGACCAUCCAGUGCGACUGCUGGUGGUGCUUCGCCUAUGCACCAGAUCACACAUGGUAUUAGUAUUAUAAACACUGGCAGUGGCACGACUUCGGCUGCUGGAGGAUCCAUCACCCGUGGAACGUCUGCCGCAUUUCCAGUGUCGUGCAAUGAACCGUUAGAUCUUAGUAUGGACGUAGUCAACAGCGUAGAGUUAGAUUUUCCACGAAAUAACUUUACGAUGAAUGCUUCAAUUGCGGGAAGCUCAACACAUAAUUAUUUUGACAUGAAAAACUUCAGCCUUAUGCCACCGCAACAAAUGCGACUUACCGCGACACCCCCGACUUCACCGAAUCUAUGUAUCAUACAAGAGGAAAAUCAUACUGCCGCACCGUUCCAUGGAGGCGUACCGUACAAAAGCCAAUCUGCCGGAGGUUCACCGGAAGAUUUGAGCUUUCAGCAUACGCAUCCACAAAUCUGUCUAACAGAUGUGCAAGGAAGCGAGAUAACCCUAGUAGCGCUGUCAGACUCAAGUCACGAUAGUGACGAUUCGCUGAAUUGCCAAAGCUCAGGAUUAGGCUUCCAAGGCUUACUAAUAUCGGAACCCUCUAGCGAUAUGCCUUCUAUCACCCGUGGGGUUGGAAGGAAAGCUAGUCUCGAAACUGAGAACAACUCAACAUCAACUUCAACCAAACUAGAAACGGACACUAGCGAAUCUUACGCGAGACGGGGUAGUGACAAAUCUCUCGGUUUCAGCGAUGAUAGUCUCAGUAACGAUUCGAAUCAUUCGAAUCUCUCACCUAGUCAGGAACCAUCGGCCAGUUCCGGUUUCAAAAGUUGCGAUUCUCAUUCCGAGCAGGACGCUCGGCUCAGUCCGGAUUCGCUGUGCGACACACGAACUCUGACGGACGAAUGCUUCGAGCUACCGCUGCCGCAAGAGUGCUCCACGCUGGAUUCUUCUCGAAUAUUGGAAAUGGUGAAACGAAGGAUCGAUUCCAAGAUGCCACCGAUGGGCUGCGUGUUCAAUGCAGCCAAGGCAGACCCGGACGGUGGCCAGCACAGCCGAGCGGAUUUAGAUGCCACGCUGGCACCCGCAGGCGAUAGUUCAAAUCUCAGCCUAGAGUACUCCGGAGGGUUGCAGAUCGAGCUGCAGGUGUUUGAGGGUCGCAUCAAGGAUAGCCACAGUGGCAAGGGUAUUAAGUUACGACGGAUUUCCGGUGAUCAAAAUGAGUAUGGAAAACUGUGCCAGCAGCUUAUCACUUCCCUUACCGUUUGAAAGCGGCAGAGCCACUUGAUGGCUUAGUACGGACGGCGGUUUUGAGUGCAUUCUCGCGCAGAAGUAGCGGUUGGGUAACCUCCCGUUAUUUGGUUUGAAGAGUUGAGUUUGUACAGUUACGUUUCACUCCGUCUGGGUGUUGUGAUAUUUGCAAAACAUUACAAUUAUUUUAAAUUCCACAAAUUAAUUACUGUAUUAUAUCAGCUAGCAAUUUGCAUAAAUAGUAAUGGUUUUCUUUUUUUUUGCCUGUAUUUUUGAGGUUUUCAGCCUGCGGCUGGUUCGCCUCAUAAUUAUGGUUACAUCGGUCAUGAAACUAUGACAAACUUUUAAGUUACUUUUCACGAACACUGUUGAUGUGGGUGACCGAGUUCUUUAACAUAUUCUAAUUCUAAUUUUGUUACUCACUGAAAGAUUUUUAUUACAGAGAAAUAGUCACAAUUUUCAAUUAACUUGGAAUGUAGAAAUAUUUCAUACAAGCUACAAAUUUAGGUUCGAAUGAAAUUUUUUAGCAGAUGUUUUGCGUAUUUUCUGAUCCAAACUACGGAGCAAUCACGAAAGAGGAGUUUCAUGAAACGAACUGCACAAGGGUGAAAAUCAUAAAUGAAGGAUUUCUUCAUUGUGUUCAUAGGUAAUCUACGUAAAAUGAAAAGUCUCUUAAAGUGACUCUUUAAUCGUUGAUAAAUUGUUCAUACACAAAACAUAAUCGAUGCAAUACGAAAAAUUUAUCAUUUGUGAUCAAAAUAGCUAGCGAAUGAAAACACUUAAAUGUUUUGUUUGUUUUUGUUCUUUCGGAAUAGUAUUUCCCACUUUUUCAUACGUUAGAAAGAGGAAAGAAAAAAAAACGUUUGCCAUAUAUUGAACCACGUUUGAGUCGUUUUUAACUUGGUAGUAUAUGAGAUGCAAUCUCGUAAUGAUCACAUAGUUUAUGUAAUGACCUCCGGGUUGACUGCAACACCCUCUAAUAUUAUUAUGUUGAUACUAGUGUUUUACUACAUCGGAUCGGAAUCAAAAGAAUAAAGCGGCUUUCCUCGGAUAUGUUUUUUGCAACUUGAGUGUACGUAUUCGAGUGUUCAAAUAGAAAAAUAGUUUACCUCUAGGAGUUUGUGAAAUAUUUCAACAUUUCGUCGCUGUUUGGAACUGGAAUCUAUCGAAAGAAUAUGUUUGUACCAAACUCUUGCAAUGAAACACUUUAUAAUGCACUCUUGAUGGCAAGAAUUUACUAUUUAUUUUGAUCAGCACAAUGUAAACAGUUCUGUUGUAAAUUAGAAAAUUUUCGAGUCCACUUUAUUUUGUUGAUCGGAGUCAUAACAAAUUGUUUAUCUUUUUUGUUUAAAAAGUGUAUUUCAGAAAAAAAAUGGUUUUAGUUUUGCAUACUAUAUAUAGAAAAAAAAAUCGUGGUGUAAAAAUCGGUUCUCAAUUGAUAAAAUCGCAGAAAUUAAGCUCAAACAUUGAUUCGUUUUAAUGACCUUCUGCAUACGAAUAACUACAAAGUCUUGUGAUUUCCCCUUUAAAAUAUAAAUUGUAAAGUUCUAGUGCAAUUAGUACGAUCAAAAAUGUACAUUCCAAAUGUAAAAAAAAGAAAACCUAACACUAUUUCCGGCUAAGUACCGUCAGCUUAAGAAGCCUUCCGACUGUAAAUGAUUCCAUCGCUGUUACGUGAGCGUCGAGAUACUUUGUUGCAAAGUUAUAUAUUCCUCUUCUUAAUAUAAAACAAAAAAAUAA